AUGCUUGAGAAGUCUGUCAGUGGUCUCGAUCCACCUGGCGGACAUCCGCCACCUGACCAUCCAUUCGGAGAGCAUCCCUUACGAAACUGGUCGGUCAAUAGAUCAUUUCAAGCUCCUUCACGCAAACCUGCAGAGUUCCGCCGGUCUCAAAAGCUUAGUCUUCCAUUAAACAGGCGAGAGGAGCCUAUCACCGAUUUCAUCAGCAAUCGAGGAAUAUCUCCAAAGUUGCCCGAAUAUCGCAUCAAACCAAUGUGGGCCCGCGAUAGAAAAAACGGUCUGCGCAGCUUAGCUAAGACGAGUGCGCUUUGA
Penicillium maclennaniae is the source of this 309-nucleotide messenger RNA. RefSeq lists its product as uncharacterized. The coding region runs from base 1 to 309 and encodes 102 amino acids. The transcript has 2 exons. Lineage: Eukaryota; Fungi; Ascomycota; Eurotiomycetes; Eurotiales; Aspergillaceae. The record is from RefSeq and is a predicted model, not a curated record.